Messenger RNA from Mus pahari (shrew mouse), 1779 nucleotides. It is a transcript of the gene Ak2, whose product is annotated as adenylate kinase 2. The record is from RefSeq and is a predicted model, not a curated record. The transcript has 7 exons. NCBI's taxonomy places the organism in Eukaryota, Metazoa, Chordata, Mammalia, Rodentia, Muridae. Gene Ontology annotation, cellular component: cytoplasm; mitochondrion. Gene Ontology annotation, biological process: ADP biosynthetic process. The coding region runs from base 122 to 820 and encodes 232 amino acids. Gene Ontology annotation, molecular function: AMP kinase activity; ATP binding.
AGAGAGGGUUGACGGAUGUGGCGAGCGGCCAGUGUGAGCCCGGAGUAGGCUGUGCGCUGGCCUGGAAGCGCUAGACCUGUGAGGUGUGCGGGUGGCUGUUGGAGUGAGGCUUUUGGUCGACAUGGCUCCCAACGUGUUGGCUUCCGAACCCGAGUAUCCUAAGGGCAUCCGGGCCGUGUUGCUGGGGCCGCCCGGGGCUGGCAAGGGGACGCAGGCACCCAAAUUGGCUGAAAACUUCUGUGUCUGUCAUUUGGCCACCGGGGACAUGCUGAGAGCCAUGGUAGCUUCUGGCUCAGAGCUAGGAAAAAAGCUGAAGGCGACAAUGGAUGCCGGGAAACUGGUGAGUGAUGAGAUGGUUGUGGAGCUCAUUGAGAAGAAUUUGGAGACUCCUUCAUGCAAAAAUGGCUUUCUUCUAGACGGCUUUCCUCGGACUGUGAGGCAGGCUGAAAUGCUUGAUGACCUCAUGGAGAAAAGGAAAGAGAGGCUCGAUUCAGUCAUUGAGUUCAGCAUCCAAGACUCGCUACUGAUCCGGAGAAUCACUGGGAGGCUGAUUCACCCCAAGAGCGGCCGGUCCUACCAUGAGGAGUUCAACCCUCCAAAGGAGCCCAUGAAAGAUGAUAUCACUGGGGAGCCCCUGAUCCGUAGGUCAGAUGACAACGAGAAAGCCUUGAAGACCCGUCUGGAGGCCUACCACACUCAGACCACUCCGCUAGUGGAGUACUACAGGAAACGCGGCAUUCACUGCGCCAUCGAUGCGUCCCAGACCCCUGACAUCGUGUUUGCAAGCAUCCUGGCAGCCUUCUCCAAAGCCACAUCCUAGUAACAGAAGGCCAGGCGAGACUGCGCCCCUGCUCAUCUCCCCGCCGUGGGAUCCCUGCUCUUAGGUGCUGGGCAGACGGAAGAGGGUGGUCAUGGGAAGGAAAGAUGGAUGGAUGGUGAGGGAGGUGGGAAGGGGCUCGAGAGGAGAUUUGGAACAGUGGCAGUGUUAUAAUUAGUAAGAUUUUUUUCUUUUACACAUAGAUGAGAAUUUUUAAAGUAUAAGCAAGGGAAAAGAUUAAUUUUUAAAAAAAACUGUGAUUGGAGUGCAUUGGUGCAAAUAAGGAGACAUGGUAUUAUUUGUAAGCAAUCAGCCUCUCCUUUUCUCUGGACCACAAAGCUAAUGCUCUCUCAGAGACCUCAGCUUCUACAUAAGAACCUCAUGGAUUGCCAAGCCAAGAGCGCAGCAGUCAGACUGCGCCUGUGGAUCCCGUGCAGAGGACAGGGCUGUUGACGGCCGGUGGCUCCCCAGUUUAUAAAGUGAUGGAAGAGACAGGGGUGUGAGGUGACGGGGUGUGAGGUGACGGGUGCUGUUCAGCAGAUCAUUUUUACUGGAAUUGUGGGGAGCAAGGGGAAACAGAUGCCACACUUAACGACUUCAGAGUUGCUUGCUCUAGUGACAAAGCCUUCAGCCACCCAGCACUCACUAGUCUUCAAACCUUGCCUUCGUUCAUCCACGGGACCCUUUUAGAUAACUGAACAAGGCCUAGGAGUGUAGCUCAGUGGCGUGUGUGUGCCUGGCUCUGUAAAGCUCUGACUUCAGUCUUCUACAGGGAAGGGUUGGGAAAAAAGCUAAAAUGUCUUAAGCUAAGUCAUCCAAAGAUUGUCCUUCUCACCCUCAAAUCCUGGUACUGGGAUUGCCCGACAACACUGUGAUGUAUUUUUCAAUGAGGUGCCUUUCAUAACUGACCAAAUGCUGCCAUGUUUGGCCCCUGAGUCAAUAAAAUAUGUUGAAAAUUUGUA